Messenger RNA from Capsella rubella, 772 nucleotides. Its product is annotated as ribosomal protein S14, mitochondrial. Bases 66 to 560 code for a protein of 164 amino acids. The transcript has 2 exons. Lineage: Eukaryota; Viridiplantae; Streptophyta; Magnoliopsida; Brassicales; Brassicaceae. Gene Ontology annotation, cellular component: ribosome; small ribosomal subunit. Gene Ontology annotation, biological process: translation. Gene Ontology annotation, molecular function: structural constituent of ribosome. The record is from RefSeq and is a predicted model, not a curated record.
CCAACUUGAGAGAGAACCCUAAACCAUUUCCGCGGCGGCGUUUCCCCCUCCAAUCUCCUGAAUCAAUGGCGAGUCUCCGAGGAGUACUGCGCAACGUAUCUUCAUAUUGCCAAAGAUCCUUCUCUCAAUCACAUUUUGCGUCUUCAGGGCUGUUAUGUCGAUCUGUGGUUAAGCAUCCGAACAAUCUCGGUCAAAUCCAAGGUAGACUUUUCACGACGACGCUUAUGAAAUCGGGACCGAAGCAUAGCGGCACCGAGCAAGGUGUGAAGAGGAACAGUGCAGAUCACAGACGUAGAUUGCUCGCUGCUAGAUUUGAACUGAGGAGAAAGCUGUACAAAGCGUUUUGCAAAGAUCCGGAUCUUCCCAGCGAAAUGAGAGACAAGAAUCGUUAUAAGCUCUCGAAGUUGCCGAGGAAUAGUGCGUUUGUGAGAAUCAGAAACCGUUGUGUGUUCACUGGUCGAGGUCGUUCUGUGACAGAGCUGUUUCGGGUUUCUCGAAUCGUUUUCCGUGGAUUAGCAAAUAAAGGUGCUUUGAUGGGAAUUAAAAAAUCGUCUUGGUAGUCUAUUUGUGACCGAUCCAAGGAAGAAGAUGAUUGUGGAGAAAUGGGAGCAAGGAAUUGAAGAAACUUUUUUGUGGUAAAUACAAUUACCCAAGUAGCUGUUUGUAUGAUGGUGUAAACAUUUUUAACACCAUCACAAAACUUAGCUUGCUCUUUGUUUACGAUCUCUUUCUCAGUUAUUCUAGCAUUUCUCGUUGAAUAAGUUAAACACCA